Phytomonas sp. EM1 is the source of this 3012-nucleotide messenger RNA. The record is from the annotation of a GenBank genome assembly. Lineage: Eukaryota; Euglenozoa; Kinetoplastea; Trypanosomatida; Trypanosomatidae.
AUGUUCACAAAAAAACCAAAACCUGUGCACCGUGUUCGAUCACAUGGCACACACGGCAGUACUGACUUUAAAAAUACCAUGAUUACUCGCAACGACAUCCAUUGCGGCUUAGUGGACUGCCCGCUCUGCCCCAACCUAUUUCCAAUGGAGGCCAUCCCACCUUCGCUUCUUCAGACACGCCCCUUGCUAAUUCCAGAUACAGAUGUUGUGCUGCAAAAUGUUAACGCUUUAGAGGAUUCUCGUGUCGAGAACAUUAUCUUCUUGAGUACGGUGUUGGCAGAAGUCCAAUCUCGCAACAAGGCUAUUUACAUGCGCCUGCAGAACAUAAUAAAAGAUGGAUCUAUUAAGCAUUGCUACGUCUUUGCGAAUGAUCGCCAUGAACAAACACACUGCCUUCCACUGAAGGAUGAAACACCGCAUGAAUACAAUGACCGGUGUAUAGGCGUGGCCUCUCUGUGGUAUAGCCGGCACGUAUUGAAGGCCUUUCCUCUCCUUGACGAGGCCUUACCUGUGAUAUUCGUUACUCACAACAAUACACAGAAGAAGCGGUUUGAUUCCGCUGAAGAGGCUGAGAUAAUGCCGAACUUCCACUGCUUGGGUAUGCGUGAGUAUGUGGAAACUUUUAUUAGUACCGAUUCGGAUCUUGCCGAAAAAGUCAAGAUGAGCGAAACCCCCUCAGGCGGUGGUUCUUCUUCCAACACUGGGGCCAACAUUUUCACCCCGUAUCUUCCCUCAGCAGCGCUUGAAUCAGGGGUAAAAAUGGGACUCCUUUUUCGUGGCAAGCUGCGUAUUAGUGAUUCGAGCUGUUUUUUUGGCGAAAUACGCGGCAAAUUUGAGGGGCACAACUUCGAUCGUAUUAUUGUUCCAGGCCGCAGUAAUUUGAAUCGCGCUAUACAUGACGAUGUUGUAGUGGUUAAGCUCUUACCUUUAGGUCAAUGGCGAAGUCGCGGUGGUCGCAGCAACCAAAACACCGCUAGCAGCAAGAGCACUAGUCAUGAUGCUUCUUCCCUGGACCUCGCGGCGCUGCCAUAUGAGCAGAGGUCAACCAAAGAGGGUGUGGAUGUCGCAUCCAUGACCGAGGAGGAGGCAUUGGGCCUGGGUUACACGGCCACAGGGGAGGUUGUGGGUAUCGAACGUAUGUGUCGCCGUCCCUUCUGCGGAAGCAUUGACGCGGAGGAUGUUGAUCGUUUAUCUGCCGGCUCUUCUGGGAUGCUAUCCCUGCUUUUCAGACCUAAGGAUAACCGCAUUCCUCGUAUCCGGAUCACCACGAGACACGCAAAUGAUCUCAAGGAUAAGAGGCUUAGUGUUGUUAUAGAUGACUGGCCCUUAAACUGUAGCUUUCCACUCGGACAUUAUGUGGAGGUGCUCGGUAAGAUCGGUGAUCCUGACACGGAGGCAAAGGUUAUUCUUAUCGAAAAUGAUAUCCCUCAUUAUGACUUCAGCGAGGCGGUUUAUGAUUGCUUACCCAAAGGUCACUGGUCGGUGACGCCGGAGGAGGAGGCCGUGCGGCUGGAUCUACGCGAUCUGGAUAUCGUCAGCAUUGAUCCAUUGGGCUGCCGCGAUAUCGAUGACGCCUUGCACUGCCGUGUGGUCAACCAGAAUCACUGGGAAGUUGGUGUUCACAUUGCCGAUGUUACGCAUUUUGUCGGCGAACAGACUGCCAUUGAUAAGGAAGCAGCUAAACGCAGCACAAGUGUAUAUUUAGUGGAUCGGCGCAUCAAUAUGUUGCCGCAGUUGCUCACUGAGAAUCUCUGUUCCCUUGUUGAGGGUGAGGAUCGCUACGCUUUUUCCGCAAUGUGGGAAUUUGAUGAGAAUCAUAAUCUUGUACAGAGUUGGUUCGGAAAGACCAUCAUCCGAUCUCGUCGUGCGUUUUACUAUGGUGACGCGCAACGCAUGAUCGAUGACAUACAGGACCAGUCUAAUAUAGCUCAAUCACUGCGUCGCCUGAUGACCCUCGCACGGCAUCUUCGGGCUAACCGUGAAAAGGACGGCGCCCUUUUCUUGGCUUCACAGGAAUUUAAAUUCAAGGUCGACAUGAACCAUGUUGAUAGAACGGAUAUGCAAGAGUAUGAGACAUUUGAGGCUAACUCAAUGGUUGAGGAGUGGAUGUUGUACGCGAACGUGGCUGUGGCGAGGAAGAUUUACGAGCAUUUCCCCAACUGGACUUUGUUGCGGCGGCACCAGCGGCCAGGGGAUGGGGCCUUUGAUGCCCUCAAUGAGGCUCUCAUGAAGAAGGUUAAUCUGCGCCUAGAUGAUACCUCUUCAUUAUCUCUCAGUCGUUCGCUGAAUUCUUGCGUUAGUCCGGUUGACGACUACUUCAACAAGCUCAUUCGUAUCCUUGCGACACGAUGCCUUCGUCAGGCGCAGUACUUCUCAAGUGGUGAGAUCCCGAAGGAUGAGUACUAUCACUUUGGCCUUGCUAUGAGUAUGUACACCCACUUUACAUCGCCAAUUCGACGUUAUGCUGAUGUCAUUGUGCACCGUCAGCUCGCUGCGGCUAUCGGCAUCAGCGAUGUCAAUACUGCAAUCAUGAACGCCGGUAACGUUCAAGCGCUGGCGGAAGACAUGAAUUAUCGUCAUGAACAGGCGCAGCGCGCCGGACGCGAUUCUCAGAAUCUAUACACGGGCUUUUACUUGCAGAGCAUUGAGUCACGCGGCGCGGCGAUUGAAGAGGAUGCCUAUGUGGUCCGUCUUUCGGAUGCUUACAUAUCGUUGUUGGUUCCUAAGUUUGGUCAAGAGAGUCGCAUCUUGAAGGAGAGCCUUUUGAGGGUUCCUGAGCUACUGGACAGCGUCCGCGUUAGGAUUGACGUCCGAGGCAGUAAUAAGCAGAAUCCCUCUAGAGCGAAGAUAGAGUGCUCUAUUCUUGGGUACAUGCGAUGUGAUUCCGAGCAAGAGGCGAAAAUUAGCGAGGAUCCUAUGGAGAUUGCAGACGGUAGAACAAAUACAGCGACCGAGGAUGAUAUUGUAACUCCUGAAUCGAAAAAGCCGAGAACCAAGGAGAACUCCAGGUAA